GAAAAAAGAAAAAUACUAAAACAAAAGGGAAGAACAAAGAGAGGAAGGACAGAACAGAGAGAAGAAGGAAGAGGAGGAGGAGGAAAGGCAGCCAGUUGGGGUCUCCGCUGAGCUUCGCUGCACGGCCAUGGUGCUGCGAGCUAGUUGGUUGCUGUUGGCGCUGUGGGCGUGGUCAGGCAAGUGGGCGGCGACCGCCAGUGACGCGAGAUGUGACGUCGAGGCGCUCAGGUGUGACGUCAUCUGUUCCUUCCCUGACCUGACGACGCAUUGCAACCGCUGCGUCAGGAGACGCCCCAUGAGGUUCGGCAAGAGAUCGGACGGGAAGAUGUCGGCGUUCUCUCGCGUCCCGAAGGAGGCGCUGUCGGCGGCGCCCGCAGCCUCGACUCUCCCUCGGACUCCGCUGGCUUUCCCGAAGGCCACGGAGGCGCCGCGGGUCUUCCUGUCGCAGGCGCAGAGGCCGGCCUCGUUUGAUCGUCUCGAGGCCGAGCCCAAGUUCCUCUCGGCCUUGAUCCUCACGCCCGAGUCUCACCCUCGCGUGCUGGAGGACUUCGAGGGGGCCGGACCCGGAAUCGAGUACGACGACGACCUCCGGAGACGACGCCGAAGGAGGAACGCGUCCCAGCGCCUCGAGGACGCGGCUCCCCGGUCCUUCCGCAACGCGAGGCUCUCUGGAGACGCCGCUCGAGGGCUCACGCGGAGGAAGAGAUCGACCGUCUACGAGAUUAUCGAGAGCCUCAUGGAACUCCUCGGGCUGGAGACGCUGCCGGUGGACCCGCGCUUCUACGGGUGCCACGAGCUGGUGCUGCCCUUCUACAACUAGGCCGAGGGGCCUUCCCUUCUGCAGCAAAGGCGAAAGGCUGGUUUUCCCUUCUGCAGAAAAGAACGGCCAAAUAAU
Molecule: messenger RNA, 895 nt
Organism: Penaeus chinensis
Lineage: Eukaryota; Metazoa; Arthropoda; Malacostraca; Decapoda; Penaeidae
Exons: 3
Coding region: 128-820 (230 amino acids)
Source: RefSeq, a predicted model, not a curated record